Messenger RNA from Sphaeramia orbicularis (orbiculate cardinalfish), 3349 nucleotides. Its product is annotated as WAG22 antigen-like. The record is from RefSeq and is a predicted model, not a curated record. Lineage: Eukaryota; Metazoa; Chordata; Actinopteri; Kurtiformes; Apogonidae. The transcript is spliced from 2 exons. Bases 127 to 1095 code for a protein of 322 amino acids.
AUAUACAGGCACUGUAGGGUUAUAUACAGGGAGUGUAGGGUUAUAUACAGAGGCUGUAGGGUUAUAUACAGGGAGUGUAGGGGUUAUAUACAGGCACUGUAGGGUUAUAUACAGGGAGUGUAGGUUAUGUACAGGGGCUGUAGGGUUAUGUACAGGGGCUGUAGGGUUAUAUACAGGGGCUGUAGGUUAUGUACAGGGGCUGUAGGGUUAUAUACAGGCACCGUAGGGUUAUAUACAGGGGCUGUAGGGUUAUAUACAGAUGCUGUAGGGUUAUAUACAGGCACCGUAGGGUUAUAUACAGGGAGUGUAGGGUUAUAUACAGGGGCUGUAGGGUUAUAUACAGAUGCUGUAGGGUUAUAUACAGGGACUGUAGGGUUAUAUACAGAGGCUGUAGGGUUAUAUGCAGCCGCUGUAGGGUUAUAUACAGGGAGUGUAGCGUUAUAUACAGGCACUGCAGGGUUAUAUACAGGAAGUGUAGGGUUAUAUACAAGGACUGUAGGGUUAUAUACAGGGAGUGUAGGGCUAUAUACAGGGGCUGUAGGGUUAUAUACAGACGCUGUAGGGUUAUAUACAGGCACCGUAGGGUUAUAUACAGGGAGUGUAGGGCUAUAUACAGGGACUGUAGGGUUAUAUACAGGGGCUGUAGGGUUAUAUACAGGGGCUGUAGGGUUAUAUACAGAGGCUGCAGGGUUAUAUACAGGGGCUGUAGGGUUAUAUACAGGCACCGAAGGGUUAUAUACAGGGAGUGUAGGGUUAUAUACAGGGAGUGUAGGGCUAUAUACAGGGACUGUAGGGUUAUAUACAGGCGCUGUAGGGUUAUAUACAGGGGCUGUAGGGUUAUAUACAGAGGCUGCAGGGUUAUAUAUAGGGGCUGUAGGAUUAUAUACAGGCACUGUAGGGUUAUAUACAGGCACCGAAGGGUUAUAUACAGGGACUGUAGGGUUAUAUACAGGGACUGUAGGGUUAUAUACAGGUAGGAUGCUGUUAUGGACUGUUUGCCUUGUUAACAGACAGACCAUGGAUCCUGUGAGCAGGUUCUGUUCACAGUGUUGUGUGAAAACUUUGUUUGGUAGUUUACCAAAUCUGUCAAAAUGAUGGACAGCCUUCAGAAUUUUCCAUUAUCUUUAAAAAAAAAUCAGGCUAAUUAUGUUCAUUUUGUCUUCUGUUAAUGUAAUUAUUCUUUUUUCUUUUGUUCAGACAGGGUAUAGUUUUUGUUCAGACAGGGUAUAGUUUUUGUUCAGACAGGGUAUAGUUUUUAGAUGUUACCUGCGUGACAGCUUUGACUGUGACUCCAGUCUUCCUCAGAAGUGUCAUUCGACAUGCUGCUGACGUGUUAUUUAUCAGCUGGUCGGCUCGAUGGGCUCUGAUUGGUCCGUCGCGCCUCUCCCACAUUGGGUGGUCUUUGGAGGCGGGAAUCCCAGGUGUGCGACAGGGUGUACGCCCCCUCGUCCUGGUUGAUGGUGCCGCUCACCCACUUUCUGAUCUCUGUUGCUUCCUUAAUCCAACGUUUGAGUUGGUUUGUCUCAGAUGUUCUCAUUGUACCCUUAUCCCAGUCUGUGAUCUGGUUUUGUCUUCUGCAGUGUUCUGUGAUGGCUGAUUUUAGGUUCUCCUGUUCUGCUUUGUCCUUUUCAGUCCGUGUGAACGCCCCACUGUCUCCUUUUCACAUUUUUUUAAUGUUCUUUUUUCCAUGUAUUGAAUGAUCGUCUUGUUUCCCCAAUGUAAGUUUUGUCACACGAUUUGCACGGUAUUUCGUUGAUGACGUUGCAUUUUUGGUUCGGUGCUAUUUUGUCUUUUGGAUGUACGAGUAGUUGACAGAGUUUUGUGUGUGGUUUUACAGCAGUGUUGAUGUGAUGUUUUUUCAAGACCCAUUGUAUUGGUUCUGUUAUCCUCGGAUGUAUGGUCUUUUUGUUUGUCGUCUGUCUUUUUUGUGUGUUUAAUAUGGAGUCAGAGUCGAAACUGUCAAGCAGGUAACAUCUAAAAACUAUACCUUGUCUGAACAAAAGAAAAAAGAAAAGUUUAAUUUAAAAAAAUCCAUCAAUGACGAAAUAUUUUUGGGUAUCAAAUAUAUACGCCAAAAAAAUAAUCAUAUCGAAUCUUAAAAGAGUGGUGUCACCCAGCACUACUACUGGUACCUCAAUUAACCUAUAAUAAAAAAAGUGUCUUGCCUGAUGUCUCUCUUUAUAACGUACACUGUAUGCAUGUACCAAGGUGACGUUCGAAGUCAUUUUGAAACAACUAAGUGUCGCCAGGUUCAGAAAGGCUGACAAAACAGAUUUGUGUCCCCUUAGCCAAAGAAACUCAAGGUAUCUUUUUAAUGUCAGCGCUCGCCUACUCACCGAACAAAAUUACACGGCACAUCUAAUUAUUGAUUGCUUGGAAAUGUCACACGUUGCCGAGGUUGUUUAACGAUCACAGGAGUGGAGGUUGUAAAAUGUGAAGAGCUGCUGGCCAAGGAGUAAAUCCUUAACCUUUUUAAUGCCACAGCACACUGAUAUAGUAAAAAAAAAAGUCGGUAUCUACCUAAUUAUUACUCCCUGUGAAAUGCCACAUGCUCUCAGCCAGGUGUGAUCACGCCAAGAUCAGACAGCAAAAUGUCAAGAGCUGCUGGCCAACCAACCAUUUGUACGAGCCGUGCAGGGGGGAAGUACGGUCACAAGCCCAGUCACUUACUUUUUAAUGAAGUGCGAUCAAUGAUUUCUGCUUCUAAAAUCUCAGUAUCCAGGAGAGUCGAGUUGCUCUGUGGCACACCUUCGCUCACCUUUAAACACAUUUGUCAAUUAGCCUUCUUUUAUUUCUGCAUGCAUCACGGCACCGCGGACCCUCUGGGACCUGUGAUCAGGAACGUGGACGAGAACCAUCCACUGUGGCCCGAGUAUCAGCUGACUCACUCUUUUAGCAGAAAGUCCUCAUGGGGAAAAUAAUCAUAUGGGUCGAACUAGGAGGGAGAAAAAAGUGCACUGAACAGUUGUAGCUAUUUGGCGAGUGUUUAGGACGUGGAACCAGCUCGACUCGGCUCAGCUCAACUCGACUCGGUAUUCCAUUACAAGAUACCACUGACUUUAUAGUACCUGGUCGUCAUAGCGAUGCGGCGCAUUACUUCCGUGUCGUCUGGUCAGAGAGUCGCUAAUGAACUCUCUCGUUGCGUGUUGUCUUGUUUGAAUUUUUACGUCGGUCACCAAAGACUGAUUGUCCUCGACCGACCAUGGUGUAGUUUUGGGCUGUUACCAUGUGAAUGAAAGUACCGCUAUACUUACUGUCCACUUCUGCAUCUGUUUUUUGUAAAACGGCGGGUCACAGAGACAACUGUCUGACCAAUGCAGUGUUUACACGUCACGUUUUAGUAUCUGGU